GGCCAUUUUGUGAAGGAAGAAAUAAUUGAAAACAGUUAACCAGAUUUAACUAUGGCUCAAAAGGAACGAGAAAACUUCUAUAGAAAUUCAACUGUAAUAGUCGACCAUGGAAAGGAAUCGCUGUCAGCAGUUCUAGACAAUGAAUUGUCAAACACAAAUAUGACCUUUGAAGAUUUCAUCAACAAACAUCAGCAUGAUAUUUAUCAUCUUUGUUACAAUAAAAACCCCUGUUGCAAAUGUCCAGGUGGACGGUUUGUACCAACAACUCAAAGUAGGAUUAUACAUCCAGACCAACUUGAUAUAUUGCUAGAUAAAUGUGGGCCAACCCUGCAUGGACACAAUCCAAAUAUAGCUCGAAAGUCUCAACAUUGUUGUCGUCCAGCAAAAUCAUCCUUGUCAUAUACUAAUCUAGAUAUCACCUUACUACGCUGUUUGUUGAUCAAUUUUGCAAAAAACUGCCAAACAAAUUCUAUCCUUAGGCAAGAUAUAGAAGAUCUUGUUAAAUGUAGAAACAAACUGUAUGGCCAUGUACAGGAAGCAAGAGUUACCGAUACUGACUAUACAAAGUACAAAACUGAUGUAGAAGGUAUUAUUCUUCGAAUUGCUCGAUUCUGCAAUAUUGAAAACGAAAUGCAGCAAAAACUAAAUGAUGUUUCUCAGAGACCUUUGGAUGAGACUAUACUUAUACAGUACCAAAAUACAUUGAUGCAACAGAGUUUAUACGACAGGAAUAUUGAAGAGAAAGUUGAUAAAUUGCAACAACAUCUGACUGCACAAGAUGAAAGACUGGAUUGUCGUAUGGGCAUAAUCGAAGGCCAAGUUAGCGAAGUGGACUACAGAAAGAGAAAUAUCAUAGAACAAACUGAAGCCUACUUAUCAGAACACUCAAAAGAUGACACCUAUGUUAUAACAGAGGAUGUAAAACUGUGUUGCGACAUCCUGGACAGAUACAAGACAUUGGUUAUCAUCGCUAAAGCAGGAGGAGGAAAAUCUAAAAUAAGUCUUCAAAUAGCUAUGAUGUACCAAGAAAAACUGUAUACACCAAUGUUAUUUAUAAAUGAUGAAGUAUUAAGAAAGAGAGAGUUUAUUGAUUUUAAUGAAAAUAAUAUUGUAAUAGUAGAAGAUUUUUUUGGUAGAUCUAACAUUGAUUUCAAUGAAGAUCAACACAGGGGAAUACUUGACGUUCUUUUUUCUUGUAUCAAAAGAGAAUCGUGUAAAUCAAAAUUGAUAUUUACAAUACGAGGAAACGACAAGAUCAAACAAAAAUUAGUUGAAAAGCACAAAAUUUUCGAGAAAGAUAGUUUUAUUAAUUUGGACAAAGUACUUAGUUUCCACAGUAAAAACAUCAUUUUGUCAAAACAUAUGAAUAAGCAUGGUAUAUCUUUAUGUGAUUGUAUCCAAUUUGGAACUUGGUCACAAACUCUUCCCUCUUUGGUAGUAAAAAGAUGCCUUAAAGAUGUGUUUGAAACAAAGGAUAACUCAAUGAAGGUUUGUGUAUCAUUUUUUCACAAUAUAUGUCAGGGAAAUUAUGAAAUACAAAUAGGAUUUCCACAGGCUUGUCAUUUAUUUUGUAGCAACAAAAAUUUAACAAAACAGGGAAUGGCAUAUUUUAGACAUACAUCCCAAUCAUUAGUCAACGAAAUGAAUCAUUUUAAAAUACAAGGUUUUGAUAAUAAGCAGAUACAGUACCAAUUUUGUGUAUUAGUAUAUACGGCAAUGAAAAAUUCAAUUAAUUUUCAUGAUAUUGAUGAAAAAUGUUUUCAAAAUGUAUUAUCAUGUCUUUAUGGUGAAAGUCAUCAAGUGAAAAUGUCUUUACUAAAGGCAGCUGUUCUUAUGUUAGAAGGGAAGUACAUUAGCAGAAAAUCAGCAUCAUCGACUAGCGAGCAAUGCAAGCGUCCAACGAUUUCUAAUCAUUACGUUCUACAGCAUUACACCAUUCAAGAGGCUGUACUUAUAUCAUAUGGUGAGGACGCCGAUGUUUUAACAUUCUGUGAUUUUUGUUUUUUGCAAGAAUACAUAAGACCAAAAGGCUAUAUAGAUGAACUAAGUGACAGCAUGGUUUUAUCAUUCAUUGAUUAUAAACCACUUGUCAAAAGACUUAUCAGUAUGCUAUCAAUUGAUGAUAACACGUGUACAGGCGUUGGACGGUAUUUAAAAGUUGUAGCGUUGAUGCAUAGACGCGAUGAAAUAAUUCAAUUUUUCUUUCAAAAUAUAAAAGAUGUUAAACCCGAACAGUACACACGUCUUGUAAAUGGUUUAACAAAUUUUGGAAAAAAUGGAGCAUUGGUAGACUUUCAUCCCCAAUUGUGCAGGGAGGUAAUGAGGCAUGCCGGAUUGAAUGUUUUUCUUGCCUUCUGCAGACCAAUAGGUUGGGUGGACAAUGAUACAUAUUUCGUUGAAAUGGAAACUGAUUUUUUGAUAAAAACACUCAUUAAAUUCUUUAGCAGACUUGAUGAAAACGGUCAAGAAUCAAAGGAAAACAUUUCAGAAUAUUUUCGCUGUUUUUCUUUUUUGAAAUUGGGAUUGGGAAAUUAUCUAUAUGCAGUUGGUGACUACGUGUUUAAAAAGCUAAUGGAAAAAGGUUUUGUUCAUAUUGUAGAAUUGUUUUUAACAAAUUUGAAACAAAAUAUAUGGCAAAUUAGUCCAUUGGAUAUAAAGGAUUUUUUAGAUGGACUUUUAAAUGAAGGAAAGCGAUCAAGUAUUGUUUCACAAUUUAAAGAUUUUUUUGAAGCAGUGUUAUUUAAAUAUGGCAGCAUUCCAGCAAUUUUGCUAUUGUGUAGACCAUUAACUUCUUCUAUAUCAAGUCAAAAUAUAAUUAAAGUUGACGAUAAGUUUCUUGCAGGAAAACUCUCUGCCUAUUUUGAAUCGUCCUCUGGAAUCGCUUGUGGUUUUCAAAUGUCAACACCAGUUGUCCUUAGAGAAAACGGGACAUACUAUGUUUUCUGGGAUUACAAUUAUCUUGAAAUGAAGUUUAUUAAUGACAUCGCCCAAUAUAUUUCAAAACAUGGUUUUAAUUCAAAUAAUGACAAUUUCGUCCGAAUGAUGUAUGAGCAAUUCGUAUCGUACGAAAAUGAACAAAUCACUGAUGAAGACAGUAAUGACGAUGAUGAUCCCGAAAAUAGUACUGAUGAGGUAACAAAUCAAGAUGAUGCUGCAGACAAUUGUGCUGUCAACAAUAAAAAGGUAGUUUUUGAUGAUUAUCCAGGUGAUGAAUUUAGAGUGAAUGCAAACGGCAUGGUUAUUGGUAGUCAGGUGAUAAUUGGCUCCGUUAAAAAAGUAUAUGGCGAUACCCUGGAUUUUAACUAUAGAACGACUUACAGUCGACUUUUCAAGUUUUUAUCUUAUUUUGAGUUUCGAUCGAUCUUACCUUGGAGGACACCUGGUACCCUCAUGGGAUUACUAAAAAUGAAAUUUGAGUCUCUAUUGGACGCCAUUGAUCCAGAACGAAGUUCUUCAGGUUCCGAUUGUUGUGAUUAUUCCGAUGAUUCUGAUUAUGAAUUUGGUUAUUAAUUUGGCUUAUGUCGGCAUUCGCCCAAUCGAGGAAACUACUAAUUAAUCCAAGCAUUCCAUGACACAAAAUGUAUCGAAAUCUUCAUUUUCAUCAUUCCAUAAUAUUUAUUUAAGAUUCAUGCUUUGUACAUUUAGAAUAAUUUAUAUGAAACUGUAGGGGAUCUUCCGAAUUCCAAAUUACUUAAAGGACCUUAAACUAAUGACAUUUUCAUAUGUUAUCAAAUUAAACAUUGUCAACGGUCGUAAGUAAGUGUAGAGAUGACCUCUUGUUAGCAUUCUUUAUUUUAUAUUAUAAACAUAUCUUGUAUAGGAUUUAUCAUUGUUGUAAGUGGCAUGGACCUUGUAGACAAUAAUGUUGUUUUAAUCGGGUCAAUCAUAGUAAUUAAGAAGACAGUAGUUUAAUGAUGUUCAAAUCUCGUUGAUCGAUUCUGCGGAGACAAAUCAAGGUAACUUAAAAAAACCGAGGGAAUGUGAAUUGUAAACGUUUCCAUAAUUUAAUCGAAUACAAAUGUACGUUGAACGAAUGUAAAGUAACUUUACGUGUAGGUAUCAAAUGGUUGUAGACUAAUUAGUCUUCGAAACAUGUGUUAACUUUAUACAUGUAUUUGUACUAAUUUUGACAUAAAUGUUAACAACACUU
This is a messenger RNA of Mytilus californianus (California mussel), 4150 nucleotides long. RefSeq lists its product as uncharacterized. The transcript is spliced from 5 exons. Lineage: Eukaryota; Metazoa; Mollusca; Bivalvia; Mytilida; Mytilidae. The record is from RefSeq and is a predicted model, not a curated record. The coding region runs from base 52 to 3510 and encodes 1152 amino acids.